Messenger RNA from Oncorhynchus gorbuscha (pink salmon), 1442 nucleotides. Its product is annotated as cyclin-dependent kinases regulatory subunit 1. Bases 477 to 707 code for a protein of 76 amino acids. Gene Ontology annotation, cellular component: SCF ubiquitin ligase complex; cyclin-dependent protein kinase holoenzyme complex. Gene Ontology annotation, biological process: regulation of mitotic cell cycle. The transcript is spliced from 5 exons. The record is from RefSeq and is a predicted model, not a curated record. NCBI's taxonomy places the organism in Eukaryota, Metazoa, Chordata, Actinopteri, Salmoniformes, Salmonidae. Gene Ontology annotation, molecular function: histone binding; ubiquitin binding; cyclin-dependent protein serine/threonine kinase activator activity.
AGGUGUCCACUUAAUUUGAGGGGAUAGGGUGUGUCUUUUAAGUGUUUGGACUGCAAGCAAUGCAGCGUUCACGUCGUACGAGGUAGACGGAGAACUGCAAACCAGAUGGCAUUGUUUUCAAUGAGGGCGGACGGUAAAAAUGUCGUUGAGGCUGGUAUGACGGACUUCGCGUGUCUCGUCUAAACUCAGCAUAUAUCACAUGAUCAUUUAUGUGAGAGGAUAGACCAAUGAGGAGCAGCAGCGAGUUUUUGAAAGGUGAUCAGUAACAUAAGAGAGGGAAACUCGCAGCGAAACGUGAAAAAGGUCCAUCGACCAUAUCACAUCAGAAGCAGUACAAGCUACUGUACAUGGAAAUAUAAAUAUAUCAGUGACCGACAAUAUUCUCGAAAAGACAGGCCUGUUGUGACAUUUCUAGAUUUUCCGUUGCCAAAUCACGAAUACAAUAAUUUGGAACGAGACACCUGAAGGUUGGCAUCAUGUCUCAGAAGCAGAUAUAUUACUCUGACAAAUAUGACGAUGAGAAAUUCGAGUAUAGGCACGUGAUGCUGCCCAAGGACAUUGCCAAGCGUGUGCCCAAGACCCAUCUGAUGUCAGAGACUGAGUGGAGGAACCUGGGUGUCCAGCAGAGUCAAGGCUGGAUACACUACAUGAUCCAUCAACCAGAGCCCCACAUCUUGCUUUUCCGUCGUCCUCUGCCUGCAGCCUGAUCUCAGACAGUGCACGAGAGAACACUCAUAGGGAAGAAGAUAAGAGCGUGGCUGGAGAUGGAUGAACACUUCAGUUGGAUGGAUGAAAAUACUAUUUUCCACAUGUGUAUCGUAUACAUUGCAGUGGAGCCAGAGUCAAGAGCUCCAACCCACCGUCCUCACUCACCGUAAAGCCUUUCACAUUUCCUAUGGACCUGGUUAGAACCCGUUCAUCCUUUUCUCUAUCUGUAUUUCUGUAAUCAUUCAAACUUUUGUAUUAUGACUAACUUGAUAAUGUUGUAUGUCUGGGAAGAAAAAUAAAAGCUGUGGUUGUGGCAACACUUGAAUUAUUCUAAACCUUACCUGCUGUGCGUUGGCUAACAUGAUGCUAAUAUCUAUUUUAAGCUAUAUAGUAACUGUAAAAUGUAAGGGGGACAUUUUUGAAAGCGCAAAUGUGCAGGGAUUUUACCAAAAUGACUAUGAUCAAAUACCUGUUAUGGCACUUGAUUCAUCUUGUUUUGAAUACUGCAGAUUGUAUGCACACCUACUCUGUACAAAUGAUGAUAGUACUCUGGACAUGUUUUAUCAAUUGUGACCAGCUAUUAUAAGUAACGCUGUUGACUGUCUGCAUUUUAGAGCUGUCAAAAUGGGGCCCAAGGUCUUUGACAUGUCUAUUAUUGUACAAAUCAGCUGCUCAGUAUUUAUGAAUUCUUGUACCCUGGAAAUAAAUGUUUUUUUUAAUUUGUAAUUCUCACA